This is a messenger RNA of Vitrella brassicaformis, 4388 nucleotides long. NCBI's taxonomy places the organism in Eukaryota, Vitrellaceae. The record is from the annotation of a GenBank genome assembly.
CGAGAAGCUGAGCCCGUUGGUGCCUCAGCCUGACUGACGUCAUCAUCUUCGCCAUAGAAUCAUACCGACGGACGGCAGAGCGGCAGAGCUGGUUGAACUGGAGGUGAAUGGAGAGUCUGAUGUCGGUGUAGCAGCAUCGCAUUGAUAUCAGCGGCACGCAGUAAGCGCACCACGCCAGACAUACCGACGCAGAGAGCUCAGCACCAUCAGUCCAGCCAGAAAGCGAAACCACCCACACAUGUUGCCCAAGAGGCUCUCUUCCCUUUGUUCUCUUGUUCUCAGGUGCACGCACUGCCGUGAUAGAUCCAUCCAUCCAUCCGAUUGACUGAGUGAGUGGUCGAUUUCCUUGCCGGUUCCCACACACCACACCGGAUCCACCAUGAUGGACGGCAGCGAUGCGAUGAAGCGCAAAUGCGACCGCUCCCGGCUGCCGUUUCAAAGCAUCGCUGCGGAUGAAACUGCCGGGUGCACCAACGGCUACCCCGCGCCCACAGACGCACACCCACCGCCACACGGCGGGCCGACGCCACUGACGGACGACGGCACCAUGGCUCAGAAGCGGCAGGGUGCGGGUCCCAGCGCGCAGCCGGGUCGUGUGCUGCUGAUCCGCGAUUUGCCGCGGGACGUCAACGAGUUGGAGAUCAAGGAGGCCUUCUCGCGAUUCACCGUGGGGCAGGCACUCAGCGUGUUCCACGUCCCGAGUGCUGGACAGACGCUCGUACAGUUUCCGGUAUGUGGGAGGAGGGGGAGGGAGGAGAGAGAAGGGAGGAGGGAGGAGGGUGGAAGGAACAUUCUUCAUGAACCCUCCCACCAUAGAUAUAUCGGUAUGUGUCAUGUGAUCAGGACGGGCCGGCUGCGUCGGCUGCGCUGGCUCAGGUGCGUCAGGGUGGUGUGGUGAUCGGCGGCUGCACCAUCCAGGGCGACUACAGCAACGCCGAUUGCCGCAUCCUGCUCGUCAACGUCACCAAUUUGGGCUACCCAGUCGAGAUCGACGCACUGCACCGCAUCUUCUCCGCACACGGACCCGUCAAAAAGGUCAGCGACGGACACACACACCACAACAAAGCAGCUUGCCUUCAUCUGUGUGUGUGGUUUCUUAUGUGUUGCAGAUAGAUCUGUUGUCUGGGACGGUGCGCGGGGUGGCGCAGGCGCUGAUUCAGUUCGAGAACUUGACUGACGCCGCGCAGGCCGUCACACACGUCAACGGACACAACAUGUACGACGGAUGCAACACCCUGCAGGUAUGUACACACGGCAUGGCACCACUGACCACCACACAAGAUCCACUGGAUGGGUGCAACCAAUGUUGGUGCCUUUUCUGCUCUCUCUUCUGCUAGCUGCAGGUUCAGCUCUCUGGCGUGACGAUGACGGAGUUAUCGGUGGGGGACGGCCCCAACAAGGGCCGCGACUUCACUAUACAACCACCCACCGCACACCCCGCUGGUCAGCCGUUACGCGCACACACCCGAUGCUGAUGUCGACGUCACUUGUCGUCUGGUGUGGUGUGGUGUGGUGUGGUGUGGUGUGUCCCUUACGUAUGGGUGGCUCUCUGACAGCUCGUGGCGGUGUUAACUCGAUGCCCCUGGGCUACUCCAACUAUGCGCCACCAUCACCAAUGGUACGUAACAGCACAACAAAGACGCGAGACGGAGAGGCCAUGUGAGCUCAUCUCUCUGUCCUUUUUGUUGGGUCACCAGGGCAUGCCCCCGCAGGACAUGAGUGCGAUCGGCGGUCUCACCCCACCUCCCCUGCCGCCCACUACACACCCGCCUCACACAAGGGCCCGCAACAGCAACAAAGGUAUACAUGGACACGUCAGUCACCAGAACAGCCACACAUGACCACAUCCAUCAAGUCUUAAGAGCGGCGGAUGAUGUGAUGUCCAUUUGCUGUUUGUCGUGCAGCAGUGGCCGCAGUGUGGUUAUGUCUGGUUCAUCGGCUGGCAGACCUCUGCCCCUCCGCUGGGUCAGACACAGCAGGCUCAACGUUGCCGCCAACCUUCCAAGCCUGCCACUGGCUGCGGACAUUCUCUCGCGCACUUUCACUCGAACCCAGCAGGUGACGGACCUCAUUCAGCAGCAGGGAGCCGAUCCCAAUGAGCAUCCCCAGCUGCGGGUGAAGGGCAGCACCACGCCCCGCUUCGCACCCUAUCCGCUCUUGGCGCUGUGCAUUGACAACCUCACCGACAACCGCAUCCCGUCCAUCUGGGCAGCAGACGGCGAUGGGAGGGACUCUCCCGUCGCUUUGCCGCAGUGGUCGUCACCCGACCUGCAGGAGGGCGUCAUGAAGGCACUCAUCGCCGGAGGCGUUGACAUCAACGCCAUCCCGACCGACGAUGCGGGGAGGAGGUGCCUGACCGCCACGCCCGUCCGCGUGGCCAUCAGAGCGUGCAACGAGACGGCCUUCGGUCUGCUCAUGGCAGAGGCUGGGCUGCAGCUGGGGGGCCGUCAGGUGAUGCGGCUGCCAUCGACACUGGACACGGACCGGGCCACCGAGGACCACGAGGCCACCCUGCUGUCCUUCUACCGGCAGCUCAUUGAUCGCGACCCCACCCUCGCAACCGAGACUGAUGCAGACAGUGGCGGCAAUCCGCUGCAUUGGGUGAUCUUCACCCCUCCCGUCUGGUCCCAGGCUUUCAUCGACAGCUACAUCGACCUGUUGGUGGCCAAUGGGGCGGACAUGACGGCAGUGGACAUCAUUGGCGCGACGCCAUUGCAGUGUGCGGCAAUGUGGGGGUUCCAUCGCCUGGCUGCCUCCCUGUGCCGCCGCCUCCCGUCUGCCGACAUCAACCGAGGGCCCCCCAACCGCCCCAACCGCACGCCCCUCUGGUGUGCUGCCCAAUCAUUAUGGCUCGACAUUCAGCUGGAGCAUAACGACACUGCGGAGGCGGCAUCCAAGGACAACGCCAGAGCCCGGAUUCCCCAUCUCAAGAGCACCAUCCGUGUGCUGCUGGAAGCGGGGGCGGACAUCGCCCGGCUGCCCAAUGCCACUGAGGGGGACCGCCGUGCUCGGCAUCUGGUGCUGGCCGAGCACACGACGGUGCUCAACGAGGUGCCCCGUGUGGUCAUGGCGGCCAUCAACGCCGCCCUCGCCCCUCAGCGCGACCACUCGAUGCUGCUCGCCCGUCUGCUGCCCCUGGCGCCCCACCACGACGGCCACCCCACGCACCCAUCCCCCUCCAAGCUCUCAUUCGGCCCCCAGGAGGCAGAGGCCAUCACCUGGAAGAUCGGCUCCUUCCUGCACGAGCCACACACCGCCAUGGCGACCGUCGAUGAGUACCUGAUGGGCGAGUCGCUGCUGAAGCGCCGUGUGCGUGCGGCCGUGGCGCAUUUCGUGACGCAGGCGGCCACACGGACGACCGGCAACCGGGAGGUUGUCGGGGGGACGAGGCACGUGCAGCAGGAGGAAGGGACGAAGCGCACCAGAGUGACGAUUCCGCCCCUGCAGUGCUUUGCUGUCAAUGGGGGGCAGGAGGGGGGCGGGCAGCAUCGGCGGCUGGGUGUGCGUGAGGUGGUCCACAGGGCUCGGCUGGACGAGGCGGCGCAGCACGGUGUGGAGGGGGUGGUCAAGGGCUUCAACACCCACCUCGACGAUAGCGACUGCCAGUUCCAAUGGCAGCAGCUGGGGUAUAUCAACAGGGGGGGGCAGUUCGAGGCACUGCAGAUCAGCAGGUGGUGGGCAGCAUGGGUAUGUUUGUGGGGCUGAGCAUCGCCUGACGGCCGUGGUACCGAUAGAUAGACAGCAGCGAGCGGCGGAUAGAUUGCACAUGCAUAGAGGCAGACGGAGGGAUGGAUGGAUGGAGGGAGGGAGGGAGGGAGAGAGAGGGCGCAAAUUGCUGUCGUAGAAGGCGGGCGUGUUGAGGCGAGUGUGUGGACACCUUCCUCCAUCCCCUGCUUCACUCUCUUCUCGCCUCGUGCGACCAACUGCUUGCUUCCUAGUCGCAUGUGUGUGUGCACAGCUUGGUGAAUUGUGUGCUGUUUUUCAACCACCGAUUCUGCCUUAUAUCCGUUGCUUGACAGACACAGCCAGACAGGCAGACAGGCAAGGAGGGAGGGAGGGUGGAUGUCUAGUUGGCGCAUGGACGGACUGAUGGAGGGUCCUUGAUUGAUUCAUGUGUGUCGGCGUAGCUGCGGACGACUGACUGGGGGGACUGCGUGAGGUGUGGUGUGUACAGGUCGGUCUGUCUGUCUGUCUGUCUGUGUGUAUACGGGGUGGCCGACCAGGUAGCUGGCUGGCUGGGUGCUUUGUUUGGCCAGCCGCCGCGGCUCAUGUCGGUCGGCAACCUUAUUCGUGUCAUCCAUCGCUGCGUGCAGCUGUGUAUGUAUGGGUGGUGCUCUGACUGAGGCGGGUGGGUGGAAGACCCCUCCUUGAUGUAGCUAGCUAACGCG